AUGGGUUUCAACGAUUACUCUUCAACGACAUUUACCGCCACUAAAUGGCUGGGAUUUGUCACCGCCGUAUGGGUCCAAGCCAUCUCCGGCAACAAUUACACUUUCUCUAAUUACUCUGACGCUCUCAAAUCUCUUAUGAACCUAACCCAACUCGAACUCAACAAUCUCUCCGUCGCAAAAGAUGUUGGUAAGGCCUUUGGUCUUCUCGCUGGUAUCGCUUCCGAUCUCUUGCCUACACCAGUCAUUCUUCUAAUUGGGUCCGUUGAAGGCCUAAUUGGGUACGGAACUCAGUGGCUCGUCGUCAGUGAGAGAAUCCGACCCCUCCCUUACUGGCAGAUGUGUAUAUUUCUAUGUUUGGGAGGAAACAGCACGACGUGGAUGAACACGGCGGUUCUCGUUACUUGCAUCCGUAACUUCCGCCGUAACAGAGGCCCUGUCUCCGGCAUCUUGAAGGGAUAUGUCGGUCUCAGUACUGCAAUUUUCACCGACGUCUGUAAUGCUCUGUUCUCCAACGACCCGUCCUCGUUCCUUCUUAUGCUCGCUUUAGUCCCCUUUGCCGUCUGCCUAAACGCCAUCUUCUUCCUUCGGGAGGUUCCGCCGUCGGCCACCGCUUCCGAAGAGAAAGAAGAAUCCCGCUACUUCACUAUCUUCAACACGGUGGCCGUCGUUAUCAGUAUUUAUCUAUUGGGGUACGAGUUCGUUCCUUCUCCCAGCCGCGUCUUUUCUUUAGCGUUCGCAGUUAUACUUCUAGUCCUCUUAGCUUCUCCAUUGGCGGUUCCCGUGUACGCUUUUAUUCGGACCUGGAGCUCGCAAAAAAACGAAUCGGGUCUUGACGUGGAGGGACAGAUUGAUGAACCGUUGUUAAAGCAGGAAGAAACUCAGCAGCAGGAAGGGGAAGUAGUAGCGGUUGCACCACAGACGACGGAGGAGGUGCCGGUUCUGCAGGAGAAGAAAAGGAGGCCAGUUAUCGGAGAGGAGCACACGAUCUUUGAGGCGAUCUUGACCGUUGAUUUCUGGUUACUGUUCCUGUCGUUUUUGUGCGGAGUGGGUACGGGUUUAGCGGUGAUGAACAAUAUGGGUCAGAUUGGUUUGGCUCUUGGAUACGUCGACGUUUCAAUGUUUGUUUCGCUUACAAGCAUUUGGGGAUUUUUCGGGCGGAUCAUAUCCGGCACCGUUUCGGAGUACUUUAUCAAGAAAUCUGGAACACCAAGGCCUCUUUGUAACGCAGCCUCUCAGAUUCUAAUGACUGUUGGGUACAUUCUCAUGGCAUUGGCACUGCCUGGUUCUCUAUACAUUGGUUCCAUUGUUGUCGGCAUCUGCUAUGGUGUUCGUCUAGCUGUUACAGUCCCAACUGCGUCGGAACUGUUUGGUCUCAAAUAUUAUGGUCUACUCUACAACAUUCUGAUACUCAACCUUCCACUAGGCUCCUUCCUCUUUUCUGGUCUUCUGGCCGGAUUUUUAUAUGAUGCAGAAGCCACCCCAACACCGGGAGGUGGCAACACAUGCGUGGGAGCCCAUUGUUAUAGGCUUGUGUUCAUCAUCAUGGCCAUUGCCUGCGUUAUUGGGUUCGGUCUAGAUGUUUUACUAUCGAUUAGAACCAAGGACAUCUAUCGCAAGAUUCACUCUAGCAGGAGAGGCAGAAGCAGGAAAUCGGCCUCUCCAUCCAACGGGCAAUAACAUGUGGUGUGGACCUCGACGGUUAGACAUUCCAGGAUUGAUGGGCUUCUGCUCAAGUGAUGCUCUCUCAAUUCAGGAUCAGAGUCGUUCUCCUACAACAUUCACUCCAACCACAACCUCGGAGAACUUUGUACUAUUAGUUGAUUUUUUGUUGUGUUAAAGACUCUAUCCUCGCAUAAUAUGUAUGUGGUGGGAUGUGGAGGGAAGUGAAUUGAAUUAUAUGAUGUUGUAUCCUACGCAAAAUUCUCCCUUUACAUCUUGCCAAAUUAGUAAUGCAAUGAUAUCAUUUUGGGCUC
Tripterygium wilfordii is the source of this 1973-nucleotide messenger RNA. Its product is annotated as protein NUCLEAR FUSION DEFECTIVE 4-like. The transcript is spliced from 3 exons. Gene Ontology annotation, cellular component: membrane. The record is from RefSeq and is a predicted model, not a curated record. The coding region runs from base 1 to 1677 and encodes 558 amino acids. NCBI's taxonomy places the organism in Eukaryota, Viridiplantae, Streptophyta, Magnoliopsida, Celastrales, Celastraceae.